UGAAGCACGUAAGCAAAUGUUUUAACAAAAGGCUGAAAUUUUAAAAUAAAAAUAUUACCCCCUUUUCUUUGAAGGAAAGCCAGGAAGAUUACAAGACUCAACUGGUUUUAACAGAAAAGAAAUAGUGACUGGAAAAACAUAAGGAAGUGCUCAGCUCAAGAGACUUUAAGGCCUGUUGGUGCAACUUCAGUGGAAGGGGCAAGAUGAAUUCAACCAGUGACGCCAACAUGGAAGAGAUAUCUCUGGAGGAUGAGGAUAGAGACACCGUGGAAUACAAAGUUCUUAUGGCAUAUGCCCAGCGACGACUCUCCGUGAGUAAAUAUGGGCAACUUCUGAAAAGGGAGGCGAAGACCUUGAAAGGAUCGUCUACAGAGAGAGGGGAAAGGGAAGGGAUCCCUCAGGCCGGUAAGGGUGAGACACACCAAGAACUGUCAAUCCAGGACAAAGGGCCCACUGCCCAACGUAAAAAGCAAAAGAAGAAAAAGUUUAUCUGGCGACGCCUGCUGCUUUCCUGUGCCAGAGGAGAGAGGGAGGAGGGCCCACAGGAGCUAGCCACGAACCAAGACACUGUGAAUGGGUAUGGCUUAAAGAUGCCGAUGGCACGCCAGAUAUCAGAAGGUGAGACACAGGAUUUCCUCCACGUUGCAGACAGACUUGCUAAGAUAGUGAAUGCCAGGUCGCACUCAGUUCCCCAGGGAAUGGGUUUCAGAGCGCUAGAGCGCACUCCGAGUCUAGAGGCAGAUGGUGGACAGCUCAAAUUCCCUCAGCAACAGGGAGGUGAAAAAGAUGAAGAAGAGAGGAUAAUAGAAACGAUAGUUGCAUUGUUAAGACAAUCAGGGGAUAAACUGGAAGAAACGAUAAAAAAGGACAAAACUUUCUAUCGCUGUGUCACAAAGAUGCUCUCCUAUGCCUUCUUCAAGAAACUCACUGAUCAGUACCUGGAGGAAGUCCCAGGAGAUUCUACCAAGGAGACAGAAGGCAAAAUACAGUGCACUAAAGCUGCCUUUGUGAUGGAAGUUACGACCAGACUUACAGCCGUGGACAACCAUCCUAUGAACAUGGUCCUGGGGUUUGGAAUAAAGUACCUCAAAGAACAUUUUAGCCCUUGGAUUCAGAACCAUGGUGGAUGGGAAAAUGCCUUGGGAUUAUUGGACGAGGAAGAAGUAGAAUAAACUUGAGCAGAUUCACUCGCCAGGGUAUGCUGUAGCUUUACAACAAUCCAAUGCCAGAGUGAUUUUUGAAAGGGGAGGGUAGAAGAGGAGAAUGCUGUGACUUGAAGGUCCCCAAGGGAAGGAAGUUUGAUCACUCUUCUCGAAGCCUUCUGUUAAGGUGGAAAUGUUAAUCAAUGUGUAGGAGAACAAGACUAGCUACUUUUCUCAGUGAGCAAACACCUCACUGGCCAUAGAGUGCCACCUUGUGGCUUAUGGCUAACAUGACUUCAGAUGCCUUUUUAAACAUUUUAAUGGAUGUAUCUUCAAAUACCACAGUGUGUAAUCCACGCCAAGAAACACCUGAGUGUAACUGAGCUAC
Molecule: messenger RNA, 1530 nt
Organism: Terrapene triunguis (Three-toed box turtle)
Lineage: Eukaryota; Metazoa; Chordata; Testudines; Emydidae
Gene: BCL2L14
Product: BCL2 like 14
Exons: 6
Coding region: 204-1172 (322 amino acids)
Biological process (GO): regulation of apoptotic process
Source: RefSeq, a predicted model, not a curated record